AUGCCGAAGAAGAACAAGCGCGCAAAGGCCAAGGCUAAGGCUAAGGCUGCGCCGCCGAAACCUGCGCCGCCACCUGCAGAGACGCAAGAAGAGACACCGAGCGUGGAGAGCAAGAGCAAGGACGUCUCUGACGCCCCGGAACAACCGCCGAAACAGAAGGCUGAGUCUGUCGGUGGAGACGAGAGCGAUACGACAGAGGACGGAGACGAAGCACCUGCCGAGCCGAACGUGGACGACAAGGCUGCUGACGCCACCGAACCGAUCGCCGAUCCGCCGAAGGAAGAAGAGAAGGUCAAUGAGCCGUUAGAGCCGUCCACGACGGAGCCGAGUCCCGAUACCCCAGAGGAGGAGAAAGGAGAAGAGGAGGAGGCGAGGUCCAAGUCUCCAAGUCCCAGCCCACCAUCCGAAUUCUCCAAAGACAACAGUGCCCCGGUCACAUCCGAGGAUGCCGAGGAAGACACAGCUGAAGCGACCACCGCGGCCACGACGGCCGAGAAGCAGGAGGACGAAGUGACAGCCUCUCCGAUUGGGGAAGCGUCGAAGGAGGACCCUCCGAAUGCUGAAAGCGUAGCGGACCCAGACAGCGACGCAUCGGCUGAGGAGGACGACAGCGACGAGGAAGACGAGGACGAGGAAGGCGACGAGGAUGGCGUCGACAAGGAUGAGGAGGAAGAGGAACCCGUCGGCGCCGAAAGAGAAGCCGAGAGUGUUGGCGAAGACGAAGAGGAUGAUACCGAUGGGGAGUCCGAGGAUGACGAGGAAGACGAAGACGACGAGUCCGAUGACGAGGACGACGAUGAGGACGAGGAACCUGCAACUGCCCUGGACGUGUCAUCCCGCGUUGUUGCGCUGGGCACUCAGAACGGCAUGGUACAUGUGCUCACGUACGAGGGAGCAAAGGUCAACUCCUUCCGGCCACAUGCUGCCAACGUCACGGCCCUGAGGCUAGACGAGGACAACGACUUUGUCGCAACGGCCAGCAUGGAGGUGAUUCACUCACUCACGAGCACCGAGUCGUACGCGUUCGACUACAAGCGUCCGAUGAACGCCAUCGCGCUCGAACCUGGCUUUGCGAAGAGCAAGAAUCGACGAUUCGUGUGCGGCGGUAUGCUGGGCAACCUCGUUCUGCAGGAGAAGGGCUGGCUCGGUUACCGCGAGCAGAUCCUGCACUCGGGAGAGGGUCCUAUCUGGGCAAUCGAAUGGAGGGGCAACUUGAUCGCGUGGGCUAAUGACCACGGCGUUAAGAUCUACGACACAGUGUCACAGCAACGGAUAGGUUACGUCGACCGAGGAGCCAAUGCUCCGCGAGCCGAGCUUUUCAAGCCAACACUUGUGUGGAAGGACGACCGGACACUCGUGAUCGGGUGGGCGGACUACGUGAAGGUUGUGCGCGUGCGCAACAGACCAAAGGGCCAACAAGGACUGCCACCUCUUAGUAUCGAGGUGCUCUCGGUCUGGGAGGUGGACUGCAUGGUGGCCGGUCUCGCGCCGUAUCACACGUCAGGCAACGUGAUCCUCGCCUACAUCCCGCCGGAUACGUACGAGAAUGAGGCGACGCAGGACCGCGCUGAACAGCGGCGAAAAGCCGCGAACCGGCCAGAGCUGCGCAUCAUCGAUCGCGGUGACGAGAUUGCCGCCGACGAGCUGGCCGUGGCGUCGUACGAGCUCUAUGGCUGCAAUGACUACCACCUCGCCGCCUCCAAGCGACAAGACGAUGUCGACGUCUUCCUCGUUCUGACGCCGAGUGACCUCGUACUCGUCCGCCCUCGUGAUGCCGCGGACCACAUUGACUGGCUCGUCGAUCGAGAGCGCUACGAAGAAGCCCUCACAGCAGCUGAAGAGUUACAGGCCAAGCACGGCGGUGCACUCGACGUCCAGGCCAUUGGGUUAAAGUACAUGCGCCAUCUGGUCAGCGAGGAGAACUACGAGCAGGCAGCCUCGCUGGCGCCGAAGGUCUUGAGACGAGACGCCGAGUUGUGGGAGAGUUGGAUCUACAAGUUUGCCCAGCACAACCAUCUCGAGAAACUCUUGAGCACGGUCAAGGCGUGGCCCACGGACGUGUACGAUAGCGAUAAGGUUGUGUCUGCCGUCCAGAGUGAGCUGGGCGCGACCAAGGACGACCCUAUGCUUCUCGAAGUCCUGGCCGAGCUGUACAUUGGGCGCAACCAACCCGCCCGAGCGCUGCCGUACUACUUGCGUCUGCGAAAACCUAACGUGUUUGACCUCAUCCGUGACUACAAUCUGUUCGACGCCGUGCGGGACCAGGCGUUGCUGCUCGUCGAGUUUGAUCAGGAGCGGAUCAAGAAUGACCCACAGGCCAAGGAGGGCAAACAUGGCGCAGCGAUUGAACUCCUGGUCAACCACGCUCUGGCGAUUCCAGUCGAUCGGGUCGUGAAGCAGCUGUCAGCGAAGCCGCAAUACCUGUACAUGUACCUCGACGGGCUAUUUGACGCGGACCCCGCCGCGUGCCAACCGUACAGUGACGAGAUGGUCUCCCUGUACGCCGAGUACGACCAUCCGCGGCUGAUGCCGUUCCUCCGCGCCUCCAACUUCUACGACCUGGAGCGUGCGCUGCGCAUCUGCGAGUCGCACGAUUACGUGCAUGAGACCGUCUUCCUGCUCGGCCGCAUGGGCAACAACCUCAAGGCGCUGCACCUAAUCAUCGAGCGGCUAGGGGACGUGCGUCUCGCUAUCGACUUUGCAGAGGAGCAGCGCGACGACGAUCUCUGGGAGGCGCUGCUCGCGCACUCGGAAACGAGACCAGAGUUCAUCCGCGCGCUGCUCGAGCACGGCGGCGAGAUCAACCCCGUCCGCCUGAUCCAGCGCAUCAAGGAGGGACUCGAGAUCCCGGGCCUCAAGCCCGCUCUCGUCAAGGUGCUCCAGGCAUCCAACCUCAGCGUCACAUUACUCGAAGGCUGCCAGCGCAUCCUGAACGGCGACUGCAGCGGGCUCGCCAUCACGCUGCAGCGCGGGCAGGUGACUGGCGCGCAUGCGACUCGUGAGUGCUCACGCCGCUCACCUGCACUUCCUUUCGUCCAGCUGACCCCAGCCACCUCAACGUGCGCCGUGUGCGAGAAACCGCUCUUCGACGCCUCAAAGACGUCCGGCCCCGACUCGCUCGUGCUCGUCUAUCUCUGCCGGCACCCCGUGCAUGCGACGUGCGCAGUCUUGAACGACGACACGGAGCUCCCCGAGCGACCGGAGAAUGCGGCCGCGCUCCGCCUCCUGCUCGCCGACAAUGCGCCGAAUGCGGCGCACCUCUCGAGCCAUCGCGCGCAGCAGCGCGCCCUCGGCUCCAAGCUCAGCUACGAGGCGAUGGACGGCCGAUACUCGCGUGAUCGUCGAGAAGGUCGCCGCCUCAUUCCUGUAUGA
Messenger RNA from Trichosporon asahii var. asahii CBS 2479, 3372 nucleotides. RefSeq names its product vacuolar protein sorting 41. The coding region runs from base 1 to 3372 and encodes 1123 amino acids. The transcript has 7 exons. Gene Ontology annotation, cellular component: late endosome; HOPS complex. The record is from RefSeq and is a predicted model, not a curated record. Gene Ontology annotation, molecular function: protein binding. NCBI's taxonomy places the organism in Eukaryota, Fungi, Basidiomycota, Tremellomycetes, Trichosporonales, Trichosporonaceae. Gene Ontology annotation, biological process: endosomal vesicle fusion; cellular response to starvation; macroautophagy.